CCCGGGCCACGUGACAUGAAGGAGGCGGGGACGGGAAGGGAAAGGUCGGCGGCGUCGCCGGCGGAGGGGGGAGCGGAAGGUCAGGGCGCCGCGGAGCGGAAGUGGGAGCCGGAGCCCGUCCGCCAUUGUGGGGAAGCGGAGCCCAGAGCAAGGGGGGGGAAGCGGCGUUGUGUCCGGCCGGCGGCUCCUUCCAGCGGGAACCCGAUCGACGGCGGCGGCAGCGAGCCCAGGAGGCGGCGGCGGCGACAAUCAGGGGGAGGAGGCGGCGGAGGCGAGCGAGCGGCCCCGGCGUGCGGAAUCACUCGAGGCCCAGGCGGAGCGGAGCGAGGGGAUCGCGGCUCCCCGUGAAGAAUGUCAGCCACCAGCGUCGACCAGAGACCUAAAGGACAGGGAAAUAAAGUUUCAGUACAAAACGGUUCGAUUCAUCAAAAGGAUGCAGUAAAUGAUGAUGAUUUUGAGCCAUAUCUAAGUAGUCAGACAAAUCAGAGUAACAGCUAUCCACCAAUGUCAGACCCAUAUAUGCCUAGCUAUUAUGCUCCAUCCAUUGGAUUUCCAUACUCUUUAGGUGAAGCAGCAUGGUCAACUGCAGGCGACCCUCCAAUGCCAUAUUUGACAACUUAUGGACAGAUGAGUAAUGGUGAACACCAUUACAUACCCGAUGGUGUAUUUAGUCAACCUGGGGCAUUAGGAAAUACCCCUCCAUUUCUUGGGCAGCAUGGAUUUAAUUUUUUUCCUGGGAAUGCAGACUUCUCUACAUGGGGGACAAGUGGAUCUCAGGGACAAUCAACGCAAAGCUCUGCUUACAGCAGCAGUUAUGGCUAUCCACCUAGUUCUCUUGGGAGAGCCAUAGCAGAUGGACAGGCUGGAUUUGGCAGUGAUACUCUGAGCAAGGUGCCUGGGAUUAGCAGCAUUGAGCAAGGCAUGACUGGACUGAAAAUCGGUGGAGAUAUGACGGCUGCUGUAACAAAAACUGUAGGUUCAGCUCUGAGCAGUACAGGUAUGACAAGCAUUGCAGCUAACAGCGUGCCCCCAGUUAGCAGUUCAGCACCUAAACCAACCUCAUGGGCUGCAAUUGCAAGGAAACCUGCUAAACCUCAGCCGAAACUCAAGCCUAAAGGUAAUGUAGGCAUUGGGGGCCCUGCUGUACCACCACCACCAAUAAAACACAACAUGAAUAUUGGAACUUGGGAUGACAAAGGGUCAGUGGUGAAAGCACCCCCAGCUCAACCAGUACUGCCUCCUCAGACUAUAAUCCAGCAGCCUCAGCCAUUAAUUCAACCACCACCACUGGUGCAAAGCCAACUGCCUCAACAGCAGCCUCAGCCACAGCAACCACAGCAGCAACAAGGACCUCAGCAGCAGGCCCAGCCUCACCAGUUGCAGCAGCAACAGCUGCAAAACCGCUGGGUAGCUCCUCGUAAUAGGGGUGUGGGCUUCAGCCAGAACAAUGGAGCUGGUAGUGAGAACUUUGGUUUAGGUGUUGUAUCCGUCAGCUCCUCACCUUCUGGUGUGGAAGUGCACCCAGUGCUGGAGAAACUAAAGGCCAUAAACAACUACAAUCCCAAAGACUUCGAUUGGAAUCUGAAGAACGGACGCGUGUUUAUAAUCAAAAGUUAUUCAGAGGACGAUAUUCAUCGCUCCAUUAAGUACUCUAUCUGGUGUAGUACUGAGCAUGGUAAUAAGCGCUUGGAUGCUGCUUACCGUUCCCUGAAUGGAAAAGGCCCACUCUAUUUACUCUUCAGUGUGAAUGGCAGUGGACACUUUUGUGGAGUGGCUGAGAUGAAGUCUGUUGUGGACUACAAUGCAUAUGCUGGUGUCUGGUCUCAGGAUAAGUGGAAGGGGAAGUUUGAUGUCAAAUGGAUCUUUGUCAAAGACGUUCCCAAUAACCAACUGCGGCACAUUCGCUUGGAAAACAAUGACAACAAACCGGUUACCAAUUCGAGGGACACUCAAGAGGUACCCCUAGAAAAAGCCAAGCAAGUGCUUAAAAUAAUUGCUACUUUCAAGCAUACCACCUCAAUCUUUGAUGACUUUGCACAUUAUGAGAAGCGUCAAGAGGAGGAGGAAGCCAUGCGUAGGGAGAGAAAUAGAAACAAACAAUAACUAUAUGGAGAUGUCCUGCUAGAAUACAACACUAAUGAUGUAGACUCUGGAAAUGCCUAAUAUGUCUAAGAAGACGUUAUUAAAGCUUUUUUCUGCUUAAGGUGACAUCUUUGAACACUUUAACACGAAAUUGACUCUUCUUGUAAUGGUUCUCAUCAGUGCAUCUGCCCUUAUACUCUCUCACCAAACACACUUGAGAACUGUACCUUCGUCAAGCACUUUCUGUCCUGAAGCUUUUACCAGUAUCUGCUGUCUUUUGUAUUUAUGCAUCCUAGCUAAGGCACAGGAGACCGAACGAAUGCAAGGAUUCAUUAACUCUUUGAAUUUGUUAAAUACUAACAUUUAACCAUUAGAAAGUGGUUCAAUGAUGUGAGAUUCACAUUGCUUCAACUUAAUUUUUUUCUUUGUUGUAGUUUUUUUAAUUGUCAGUUUUUAGCUAUUCAACAGAUUAAAAGCAAAAUCAUGCCAUAUUUAGUCCUGGAGUAAAACUCAAGUCUAAAUGUUCAUGUGAAAAUUAUUGUAGUAAUCUUUUAAUAUGGCAAAGCAACUCUAAGCUGCAGUUUAGCCAAAUGAAUCGUAACAUGAAAUUAUAUUAGGAUGACAUUUCCCUUGUUUCAAACUGUUUGGUGUAAGAGAAUAUUAAUAUGCAGCUUGGUGGACACCACCAGUUAAUGCACAUUUCUUUAUUUCUUUUCCUGUAACAUGUAAACUGAAAAAAGUGCAUUUGUCUGAGGAACUGUUUGUUUGCUACCACUCAAUGAAUCUCAGUUUUGAGUAAAUGUACCUCAGUCUAAAUCAGACUUUUUAUGACCUUUAUAACUACAUUUAAAAUAAUCUUUAAUUCCUAUUUCUGGGUGUUUGCAAGCCUGACAGAUUGCUAUCAUGAAAGUGAAAAUUUACUCCUCUAGGUGAUUCACUAGCUAAAUAAACAUAAUUCUUGUUUAGCAAGCAUAUACUCUGUUUCUCAAAUUUUUUUUGUUUCAUUGUCCCAACAUCCAGGUGUUUUUCCCCCCUAUUUGAAACUAUUUUGAGAAAAAUACUUUGGUCCAUGGAGUUAACAUAUUCAUAACUGUGUUAAGAUGAUUUUUGUUAGAACCGUGCGACAAGAAUUUGAGAGUACAUAUUAAACCGGGCAGUUAUACACAAGUUUUUACCUUCUAAAAAUAUAUCUUCUGUUUCAGUUCAUACAGCAACACAUUGUCUGCUGGAAGAGAAUAUUGAAAAACUGUUAAGCAAGUGUAUUGACUGUACAAAAUACUGAACAACCUGUACCAAACUCCAGGGAUAGCUUUCUCUUUUUAGAACGGCGAUGUAGAAGUCAGAUAUGUUAUAGCUUAAAAUAGCAAUAGCACAUAUUAUUUGAAUGUGUUUCAUGUCUUACUGUCCAACACAGUUGUUUUUAUUGUGUUUCAAGUCAUUAAUUUACAGAUUCUGGCAAUCAAAAGUUCUGGAGCUUAAGUAGCAAAGGUUUGUUUUGAAUACAGACUAUUUUGCUAACUUUUGCUUCCUCUCUUCUAAAGCCCCUUGCACUCUUAUGACCUUGCAAACACAAAAAGUUCAGUACACACUUCUUGCUUGUUAUUUGAAAUAUUGAGACUUCAAAAUAGCAGAUAUAUAUUUUAAUUUUUACUGGCAGUUUUCUGGAAGCUCAAAAGGGAAGCUGCUCCUAUAUUUUGGAGUAAAGAAGCAAUGUCAAUUAAAUGUAGAUGUUUAACAAAUAGCAAGUGGGAUAAAGGAAGGAUAAGCAAAGUGCAUAUUGUAAGAGAAGACUAGGAGAUAAAGGUUUCAAGCCCAAUUACUGUGAAAUUUGACUUCAGUCCAAAAAUUGCUGCUUCCAUGCAUAUCUGUUUCUUGCUAACAGGUCUAUAGCUAUUUGUUUCCCUCUGUUGGCUGAUUUAUGGGUUACUGCCUAUUAUUCCAACUGUCAUUGAUCAGCUGAAGUGGCAAAGGUCAAUGUUGUGAGUCCAAAGAAUGUAGUUCUUCUGAUGAUCCAUCAAGGGGUCAGCAUGUUUUUGCUUCUUUAUUACAAAAAUAUCUUAUGAAAAUGCACAAAAGUUUCCAGUUAAAAGAAAGCUGCUGUUAGAGUCAGGCAUUCAGGAACUGAUUGCAUGUGCAACCUUAGUUUGCUUCCACUGCAGUAUUCAUAUUUUUGCAGGCUCUGUUAAUAUUCCCUGCUUUACCCUAUGCCUCUUUUAUUCUAAUAGCAUGAGCGUUGCUCUUGGAUUGAAUCAGGUUUGGUAGAAAGUGGGUUCAUCACUCUGUUGCAGGCUUUCAAAGCUUGGAAAAUUAGACAGGAUUUUGAGAAGAAGGAGGUGAUCAUAUUUAGAGAGCUGUGACAGUUCUUACACUGUUCCAGGAUUGUUAGCAAAUCUACAAAUAGAAGAGUUUGAUUGCUGAUGGUGUUAGUCAUGUUGCGACCGAUUUGCUGACUGCCGAGAGUUUAGUAUGUGCAGCUGAAAUUAAAAGGAAUUUUAUGUGCAUAUAAAGUACUGUAAAAAUAGUAUAUAACAUUGUAAAAUCAGCUGUGGAGUGCUGUAUUAGUUAAUGGACAUGUGAAACUUCUAGCCUUCAGCUUCCUAAUGCACAAGUUCUUUUCCUCCAGAAAGAAAAGGAAUGGUGCUUAAUAUCUUAAAUAAAUGUAGAAAUACCCUUUUUGGUCUGAUUUUUCAAUACGGUGAAGCUGUUGUAAUGGCUGCUUGAUAACUCGCUGAUGGAGGAAUCAGUGGAACCCCUUUUCUGGUCCUGGUGCCUCCUUUGUGCCAGCGUUUGUUUUCCUGUGAUCCAAACUGAGCCAGUUCAAGCCAUUUUCUUCUGGCUUAAUGAUUGGCCAGUUCUCUGUGAGGUUAGAUGUGCAGAAGGGAGAUGGUGGGAGGGUAAGGAAGGAGAUUUGUCCUUUCAGAAGGAGAUACCCGCUGUUGAAUAGACUUAGCUGCACUGUAACACCUGUGGGUUGAUGAGCCAGAGAUGCAGCAGAAUGUUUAAAACUGGGAAAGGCUCCCCAGGGGAAAAAAAAAAAUCCAAUUCCAUUUUUCAGUGUUAAGGUUUUGGUAGUGUACAAGUGAGAUACAAUGUUACCACACACAUUUAGUGACACAAGGAGGAGGGAGGAAAUGCUGAGUAUUUUCCAUUUUGAGUGCUUAUUUCGCUUUGAAGAGACCUGAGAAUUCCCAUAGAGAGUUGUUGCUGAAAGGCUGGUCCUACCAACACAAGUGGGACAAAAUAAAGUUGUAUGAGCUUUGCUCACCUUUGAGCAUCUCUUGACUUUGUAACAUCAGCAUCUUUAAUGUAGGUUUUUUGGUAUUUGACUUUCUGACAGCAGAAUGUACAAUUUGCUGGCUUGAAGAAAACUUUGGCACUGCUUUAUUUUGAGGGACUUAGAUUGGAAAAAUGUCAGUAUUCACAACUAGACAAAUUUUACUACUUCAUGUAUUUUGCUAUUCUAGGCUUAAUUUAUGGAAUACUUACUUCUCUGCAUUCUGGUUUGGGGGUUUUUGUGGGGUUUUUUGGUGUUUUUUUGGGGGGGGGGUUGGUGUUUUUUGGGUUUUUUUGUUUUGUUUUUAACACUCUGGCAGUUUCAUAGUUCAAUGUCUGCAAAAUUUAGAUGCAACAGCCCCUUGCCAAAAUGAUUCUUAUUCCAGAAAAACCUGUGGCACCAAACGAAAGAUAAUAAUGAGGUCAAGUGCAAGUAAUGCACUUAGGAGGAAGCAUCUGAAAUAUUUUUCACUGUUUAGUCCAAGUUCUAUUUUUAAGUUGCUUUCUAUUUCAUAGGAGAAUUUACACACUUGAAAUAUAUUCACAGAAUCGCAGAAUGGAUAAGGUUGGAAGUGAGGUCAUUUGGUCCAACCUUCCUGCUCAAGCAGGGUCAUCCUAGCAAAUUUCUAGAAAAAAUCAGUGCAUCUUUUAUAGCUGAAACUGAGUUGAAGCAACAGUGUUUUGAAUUCUGUAAGUAGCCACUACCUUAAUUUUUCAAAAUUAUUGGUGACUCUUUUACCAGAGAGAUGUUUACAUACUUCAGCUGGUUUUGGUACAGUGAAAAUCCAGUGGGGACAGUCUGAAUUUUCUCCAGUGCUGUUUUUGAAAUUAAUAAUUCUAGGCAUUCAAAUACAAAUUACCCUAUAGGAAUGGAUUAAUUGUAUUUUCAAAGCCAUUUGUACUGAUUUUUCCUACAGUUUUUUUAAGGAAAUACAGGAGGAUUUUCAGUGUCUUGUUUAUAUCCUUUUGCCAGGUGAAGAUCCAUAUAAUUUACUGAUAGAUUGAGAGCAGUUCUUUUCCACUCAAGUGCAGCAAAACCUAGGUUUAAAUUUUGUGGGGGUUUUUUUGUCCCUACCAUUAAAGUAUAGUAACUUAGAAGAGAAUUCUUUGGCACAAGAAUUGACCAUUCAGUCUUAUUAAAUAUGUUUGAAAGUUUUCACAAAAGCAACCUGUUCACAUACUUAUUUGUUCUAUUCUUAGCCUGACAAAUCCACUGUAGUUUAGUGUGGGAGAAGAAAUAAUUUCUCUACAGAUCAUAGGAAUUUUAAGUAAAUUAGUUUGGCCUCAUAAAAAUAUUAGUGUACAACUGACAUGUUUUCCUCAAAACGUCUGUUCUAUACUGUCUGUUCUACUUUAUAUAUUUUAAUAAAGUGCAUUUUAAUAUGAUGAAUAUUGAAACCUUUCAGUUCAGAAUUUAAAUUUGUAUCCAGUCCAGGCUUUCAACAGUUUUUCUCCUCUCAUAAUAAUCCUGAAGCAUUCUUAUUAAUGAUACUGUCAGUGUCCAGGGAUCUCUAAGCCAAAUAUUAAUAAUUAAACUUGCUGCUUAUUAAUAUAA
Molecule: messenger RNA, 6910 nt
Organism: Corapipo altera (White-ruffed manakin)
Lineage: Eukaryota; Metazoa; Chordata; Aves; Passeriformes; Pipridae
Gene: YTHDF3
Product: YTH N6-methyladenosine RNA binding protein 3
Exons: 5
Coding region: 352-2103 (583 amino acids)
Biological process (GO): mRNA destabilization
Cellular component (GO): cytoplasm
Molecular function (GO): N6-methyladenosine-containing RNA reader activity; mRNA binding
Source: RefSeq, a predicted model, not a curated record